AUGGUGGCCUCAGUGCGCUCGGCGUCUUCCGGUUCCCGUGGGGCUUCUUCAGAAUGCAGCGAGGGAACGACUCCGUCAAGCGGCUAUGUGCAGGUCGGGCUAUCCGAGAACACGAACUUGCCGUUUGAGCGCAACCACUCGUUUCUGAACUGGUUACUGCUUCUUCUUCUUAUAGGAGGGAGUUCAAUAGCUGCCGGAAUUUUCUACUAUGCCGUUCCUUUGCGCCAUGAGCUGACUUCGACUGUGAGGACGCAUCUGACCAGUACGCCGUUCAAAGAAGGGGAAAGCUUUUUCCUCAGCUCGUACACCGGAGGCUGGCGAAGCGUGUCGAGCUUUUCACGAGCCAUAGAGCUGCGUAAUAUUCGCAUCAGCGCAUCCGUCCGCCCAGAAACAACUGGCUUCACAAUUGCCGCAGGUGCAAUCACCACCUGGGCAGAUGUGGAGGCCUGGCUUCUUAAAGUACUGGCACCCACUCUCUUUACUGGUAGCUUGGGGGGGGCCUUAGUAGUGCAGCUCGCUACACUCCAUCUGGUCAAAGGCAGUCUUGCAGAAAACGAAAACUCCAACACGGCGAAAGUUGUGUACAAGAGGCUCAACUUUGACGCUGCUGAGGAGAAGACGAUUGACUUUGGACAAAUGUUGGGAGGGACAUAUGCAGUGGAUGCCACAAGUGUCAUCGAAGCCCUCGGUAAUGAAGGCUGGUGGGGCCCGCUUACGACGGCGGCAACGCUGACAAUACGCGGACGAGACGGCAACGGCAACGAAUGCUCUGCGAAAGUCUACUUCAAGCAAAACGCGUCAGGUCUAGUGACGGCAGAAGUGAAAGUUGUGUCGGUUCUUGUCUCGGGAAGAGCGUUUGCCUUUGCUUUUUCUCUCCUCUUUCUGGUGGCGGCCAUAUGCUACUGCAUCGUGGAAUGGCUCGCCUUCAAGCUUAUCAGGAAAACUCGACGCGGUUGGGCUUUCGUCUUGCGGCUUCUGCAUGCUCUCUCUGGGGCUAGUAUAUUCUUCCUGGUGCUAGAAAAGAGCACCGCCGUGUUCGUCAACGAAUUCGGAGGAAUUAUUGCGGUUACAGUUUUGCUGCUCCUCGGAGCUUCAACCUGCAACUACAUUCUGCUGGGCCCUCGCGUCCCACAGUUUCGGAACUUCGGAUCUUCUGUAUUUUACACGGUGUGCUUGAGUUUUGGGGCCCCUUUCAUCAAGUCGAUGCCUCCAGUCGCAUUCAUCGUCGCCGCCAUCGGGUUACUGGUGGUUUGGGCCGUCUUUGUCCCCAUGGUGGUCGCAAUCAACAUCCAGUCGCUCAGAUCUGAUAUAGUUCAUCGAACACGCGAAUGGAUGGAGAAUAAUUUAUUUUUCUGCACUCCAGGCCCUAAGGAUGAAAGCCGAAUUGACGAGGAACUGCAGGUGAGGGCGAGACUUGGUAAGGACGAAGCAGCCGCAAUUAUGCGCGAAGAGCAGGACAACGAAGAAUGCAAAGUUAACGUGUCUGAGGCAGAAGACACAGCGGCUAUUGAGUACAGGAAGUUGGCAGCGUUUUUCAUUCCGUUUAUUGUCUUAUUCUCCCUGGGCAUUUGCUUCCUUUGUGAUACACCCCGCGUAAAUCGCGAAUUGACCAAAGCGGUCGAACAGGCUUUGCAGCCUUUCAGUACGACAGACCCCUUCAUGUCCCGAGACGCUAAUGUGAGCACUCCCCCUGUGUGGAUGUUAUCUCGCCCGGAAUGUGGCACAACCUCUACCGCCUUCCCUGCUAAGCAGCCCGAGGGCGUCCGGCGUCUGUUGCAAAUCACCAGUGUGACGUCCCUGUCGGGGGUUUACGAUUGGUUGGAGCAAGUGUUGGCUGGUCAAAUACUUAAUGCAGCCUUCAACUCCCCCUCUACCACGAACGCAAUUCCCCUUGCAAAUCCUGGAGCUCUUUUACUCCUCAAGAGGAUCGACUUGGAAUGCCAGACGUUUGAAAGCCUCGCUGAUUUGUAUCCUGUCCGCCGCAAGCCGGCGGCAUUUCGAAAUUGGACGAGCGGCACGUUUGGAGGCGGUAAUUUUCAUCCCAAUGCCGAGCGCGUGUACACCGUGCCGGUAUAUUUUUCCGGUUCGGAUGCGCCGAAGACCUUCACGAGUUCUAAACAGGGGUCGGGAAUUCAGACGGCCACAUACAAGGGGAGGAACAGCUUGCCCCGUCAGGUCCAUCCAACUAAAUCUGUUCCCUCUAGACGCCUUUCGGACGCCAGUGAUUACAGCAGUAGGCAAGCCGACGUUUACUGGACUGCAGAGGAUUUUCAAGAAAUAUAUGUAGGCAGCACGUCAAUGAGAACCAAGAUAGAGGAGCUGCGCUCCCAAAACUUCCUCGACUGGCAACUUCUGGAGUUGCAAGUCCUGUGGAUGACGUACAACGGAGACUCGAGCAUAUUUGCUCUUAACAAGGUCGCUAUAACAAUGGAUCAAGGAGGGCUAAAAACUUCCUUGGGGGUGACGGUUGUUCCGGCUUGGCAUGUCCACCCUCUGGAGACGGGUGUGAGGCCUGAAGUGAUUUUCAUACCUUUGGCCCUCGUGUGCUUGCUAGGAUACCUCGUCCUGUCGUAUCGGGCUGUGCAGAAGAGGCGCCUAUAUCCUCUAUACCUCAUUAUCCUUGACUUACCGCUGGCGCUCGCGUUCGCCUGCUGUUGUUUCUUCUUGUUAUGCAUGUACAACGUAGCGUUUGAUCCCGGAUGGACGGACGAAAUAAGUUCGAUCGCAGGCGGAACAGUAACCGGAAGCACGGGACACAUCCCGAAAUUUGUUCCAGGGCCAGUCCAGCCCUGGCACUGGCUUCCCGGCAGCGCUAGCAUGCCCACUAGGUCGCAGCCGCCACCGACUGCUGAAUCCCUACCGCGGUUCUUAAGACUCCAGGAACACAUCGAGACGCUUGCAAAUUACCUUUUGUUUUGCAAAAUAUGUGCUGGGCUGCUGUUUGUGAUCGCUAUGAUCCGUUUUAUCACCAUGGUCCCCGCAAUACCCGAAAGAAUGCAAGGCCUCCGCAAGCUCCUGUCGCACCUGAAUGCUGCAAAGGUGCAGACUGCGUGUACUUUGUGCACUCUCUUUAGUACUUUCCUCUUAUUCUCGUUGAUUGGCUACUGCGUAUUGGGGGGAUCAUACGACGGCUUUUCGACCUUUGCGAAUGCCGUAGUCUCGUGCGUAAUGCUGACGCAGUCGAAGUGGAAUUUCAACUCAAUUAUAACUAUUCCUCAGCAGGGCCGUAGCAUCGGUUGGCUCUUCCAGGUGUUCGCUCUGGUUGUGUGCAUAUUCUUCUUUGGUUUCCUGAACUAUAUCGUCCUUUCUAUGAUUUACGUCCGGUAUGAGUCCUUAAAGGCCGAAGAGGCGGCUGAGAUGCAGAGUGCACUAGAGGCCAAGUACGGAGUAGUGCAACGCAAGCGCGUGCCUCUGAUGGUGAACGACACAGUUAUCCUUUACUUCAAGGCAUUCGUCAAGUGCCUUUCAUUGCAGUCGUGGGGGGUAAACACUGAUGGGGAGCAGAUGGUGAACUCGGGAUUUGUGAACCUCAAGGAUGAGUUCUUCAUGGCCCUAAAGGAGCUACCACUUCUUGAGUACAUCAGCAAGGCUCUUCUUUCCACUCAGAUUGUUCGGCUGCAGCAGUGCUUGACUGACAUUGAGUUCCUGCGUGCUAAACACUAUUUGAUCCUACAUGACCUCGGUGUCAUUGCUGAACAGAUGCGGGUGCUCCGCCAGGUCACUCGGCGACAGGGGAAAUACGUUGCUGGUGUUGAAGCUGCCAUACAGCAUGUGAACGAUCAAAUCGAGGAGGUGCAGGCAAGGAAGGCGUUCAUUUCGUGCUACCAACAACAAGACCCAAUGCACGCAAGGCAGCAAAUGGAGCAGCAACAGCUGUUUGACCUUGGAAUGGAUGUGGGGCUCCAGGCUGCUCGACGGGCAGUUGUUGAUCCAAAAGCUUACAUACCGGAGGAGCUCUUACAUUCGACGCGUUGGGAAGACCCUGAUCGGAAGAGCCGCAUUGAGGAGCUGCAGAACCUCAGAGAGGACUCUCCGCCUCAGAGACUGCAGGCGACUCGAAAGAAGGAGAUCAAGGAUGAGCUGUCAGCCGUGAAGAGCCCGGCUCCAACGACACCAAAGGCGUUUACUCCGCGGAUGGGCGUGGCUGGUCUGUCUACUUCCCCAUCGGCUCCGCCCCCGCAGACUGUGUACCGGCUGCCAGGGGACCCGCCGUGGAAGGCAGUCGUGCCUACUGAUGGCGAAGUAUCGCAGACUCUGGGCCCUCCAAAACAUGAUGAUAGCGAUACAGACGACGAGGACUGGGAUGUUUUGAGACAGCGAUUUGGAGGAGCUCACCAGGGAACAUUUGAACUGCGAGAAAAGGGAGGAGAUAUUGUUGUGGUCAAGCCAUUCCCCGAACCUCCAGCAGAGAGACUACCCAUGGUGAGCAUACCACAUCCUCAGAAGCGUUCCCCACCGCGUAAGCUAGAUUAUUCGAAAUUGCAAGAAGAAAACAAGCAAGCCUUGCCUUCCCCUUCACCCUCUCCAGCUGCAAUGGCUUCAGCUGUUUCAAGUUUCUUCGCUGAGGAUCCGGGCCCACGCCCGAAGACGAACGCUCCAGAAGUGGCCGAACAGAGGGCGCAGGAGAAUGCUGCUUACCAAGGGCCUCCGCAACUUGGCCUUCGGAAACAGCACAGUCGGCGGGCGAGUGCUAGUUUGCCCACAUUUGAGGCGGGAGGCAAAGAAUACAGAAUGCUCCCCCGCACCAAAAGGAAGGAGCAAUAG
Eimeria maxima is the source of this 4764-nucleotide messenger RNA. RefSeq lists its product as hypothetical. The coding region runs from base 1 to 4764 and encodes 1587 amino acids. Lineage: Eukaryota; Apicomplexa; Conoidasida; Eucoccidiorida; Eimeriidae. The transcript has 17 exons. The record is from RefSeq and is a predicted model, not a curated record.